GAAAAAGAAAAGAAAACAGGCCAGGGACACAAGCAAACAGACCACAGGCCGAAUGGCUUGUCAUCGCAUCGAAUCCCUGCGACAUUCAGCCGCGUGCAACUCGAGUAUAUCAACAGCCUUGCAUCCUCCAUCACGCUACACUCCUCUUCCCUCCUUUCUUUUUCUCGCUCGUAUCAUUUGCCUUGCCUGUCCGUCCUUCCUAGCUCGACUUGAUACUACUUUCAUCUCUUGUCUUCGUCUCUCUCCACUAUAGCAAUGAGUGAUUCGGCCUCCAACCAUUACUGGGACAGCUCUGGUGAUGUCCUGCAGGGGAUCAUGGGCACUCGCGUUACAUCCACGUCCUCUCACCUAGAGCCCCCGUCAGACGGGUUGGCAACGUCGCCCGAACUGCCUCUGGGGGACCCGGCUUCUUUCCUUGGGGUGCAGUUCAGCUCGGAUCCGGACAUUCUUCCUCACGACCAUGCGUCUGUCCUGAAUCCGUGGCCACUCCAUCACAACCUGCCAUCAUCGCCGACUUCUCAUCGGUUCGACUAUCUCCAGUAUCGUCAUGCCCGACUGGGAAAUAAUCAGGAUGCCUGGAGCCCGCUCCAGGUGACCGGGAUGCCGGUCAAUCCGUUUCACUAUGGCAUUCGGCAUCUAGGCGAGACGCCGCAGAUGGGCGGGCUUGAUCGCAGGUACUCCACUGGCCAGCAAAGCACUCCGUCCGAAAACGAGAGUCAGUAUACAGGCAUUCAUCCAUCCGACUCGGGAUACGGUACGCGGAGUUGUGCCACGCGCUCGGUCACAACAUCAUCCCAAGCAUUUGAGCCAGCCUACAGUCCGUCCCUUGCUCCUCACGAGCCUGACCCGGAGGACCAAUUACCCGAUUGGGACCUCAAUUUCCAACCGUCCGGGGAACUCGGGUAUGACGCUGUCGAGAAGAUUGAAACGCCGUCUUUGCUCUGCCCCGAUGUCAUCGGAUGCGAUUACCCAGGGUGUCCGUGGACUGGCAAGUGUCCGUCCGACAAAAGGAAACACGAAGCAAGGCAUCGAAAGCUGUUCAAGUGCGAUGAACCACACUGCACUCGAAAAGAGGGCUUCGGGACGAUCAAUGAUCUCUCGCGCCACAAAAAGUGCGUUCACAAACAGGAUCCGGAGCGCGGCCCCAAAAUGCUGUUCAUGUGCUUCGGGCAUAACUGUCCACGCAAGGACAAGCAAUGGCCCCGAUUAGACAACUUUCGCCAACAUCUGACACGAAUGCAUCAUGAUGAGGACAUUGACGAUUUGCUGAAAAGAUCGCAUGAUUGGUAUGAGACUUGUGUCAAGCCUCGGGAAAUAACCUCUUCCAUCGCCGAGCAUCUGUCGGAGGUGAAAUAUGCCCUGGAAGCGAAUCAAGGUCCCAUGCUGAAGUGCACGAUGGGGCAAACCGCUCUAGACAGUAUCGGCAUCGUUCAGAGCGAGCAGGUCUCCCGUUCAUUCGGGAAUUUGAUGCUGGAUUCUACCCAUGACACUUUUGCUGCGCACAAGUCCGAUCGUGGCCAAAUCUCACGGCAGUCGAUAUCGGAGGCUUCGCAGUCCACCGACUCGGCUGUUCCGAAGACGGCCAGUAUGGAACCACCGGCGACAAAUCGAAAACCAUCAAUAUCUACCAGUCGAGGGAAUACUCGACACGAUAGGAUGGAGGACAUGGUCACAGAGGCAGCUGUGAACAUGAUCAAUGCCAUGACAAAGAUCAUGGAUAGCAAUCAACGAAGGCGAAGCCAACAGGCGGAUGAUGCAAGUGAGAUGGGUGAUCCGCACGCCGGGCUGUCCGACCGAAAGCGCGAGGUAUUACAGAAGAUCCUAUCGACCGCUUUGGAUCACCUGUCGAGUCACUCUGACCCGGCCAGCGUCCAUGUGACGCAGGUCGAUGACGCGAGCAAGAAGGGAUGGAUUCAGUGUGAAUUCUGCUCGAAACGCACGCGCUUGCGAUGCGAAAUGAAAAAACACAAGAAGCGCCAUGAGCGGCCGUAUGGCUGUACUUUUCACAAGUGCAGCAAGACCUUCGGCAGCAAAGCGGACUGGAAACGUCACGAGAAUUCGCAGCAUUAUCAUCAACAGAGCUGGCGCUGCACCUUGCAUGAUGUCACGCAAGGAGGCUUGCAAUGCGCUCGCUUAUUCUAUCGGCAGGAGGUUUACACGCAACACCUGAAGAAACACCAUCACGCGGGCGAGGAUGACGUGCGGGCGGCAAUCUAUAAAAACUGCAUCGGUCAAAACGGUCAGUCGCACCUCAACGGCCCGUCGCAGUUCUGGUGUGGUUUCUGCCGGGAUAUUGUUCCCCUCGAGAGUCAGGGACUAGCGGCUUGGAACGAGCGUUUCAACCACAUCGAUAUCGAGCACUUCAAGCAGGGGGAACGGAUUGGGGAUUGGCUUCUCCCCUCCGGGCAUGUCACCAAAGAUGGGGCGCGUCAGGAGGAGAAGAGGAAGGCCGUGACGGAUGCAACGGAGGAUGACAGCGAGCCCGUCGUAGACGACAAUAGCGACGACAGUUCCGGGAGCGACAUCUACUAUUCCGACAGCGAUGGCCUGCACGACGAAGCUAUGGUGAUCAGCCAGGAGCAUGGGCGGGGACUAUCGUUUCAGCCCUUUCAGGAUUGUCUUCCGGAUAGAUCUUCCACUGCGGCCUAUCCGUCGAUGGGCUCGACAAAUUUGCGAAAGCGCAAGCUGCCCAAUCUCCAGGCCACCCCCGGCUUUAUUCACGGUCGCAAAGAUCGAAGUUUGAGUAUAGAGAAGAGGUCCAGAACUCAGGCCUCGUCAUAUAAUCUGGACACUACGAGAGGUGCGACAGAAUGACAUAGAAACACCAAUUCGAUCAGAUGGCCCGGUCCAUUGCAUUCACUUUCUGUGUCCCCUUGACGGUAGACCCGAGUGCCCAAUAGGCAUCAAUUGAGCCGACCAUGUAGCCCUGGUUGGAUAGUGUGCAUAAAUCUGAGAUUGUGAGGCUAGGUGCGUAUGUGUUAUUCCGUAAAUGAUAAGAUAAUAGC
Molecule: messenger RNA, 3005 nt
Organism: Aspergillus steynii IBT 23096
Lineage: Eukaryota; Fungi; Ascomycota; Eurotiomycetes; Eurotiales; Aspergillaceae
Product: putative C2H2 finger domain protein
Exons: 5
Coding region: 256-2814 (852 amino acids)
Biological process (GO): regulation of transcription by RNA polymerase II
Cellular component (GO): nucleus
Source: RefSeq, a predicted model, not a curated record